Molecule: messenger RNA, 1186 nt
Organism: Paramecium sonneborni
Lineage: Eukaryota; Ciliophora; Oligohymenophorea; Peniculida; Parameciidae
Source: the annotation of a GenBank genome assembly
AUGGAAGGUUAUGAUAUUGAAUUAAUUUAUUCAAAACAAUUCUAAGACAUUGAACUUGAUGCUUGGAGAAUGAAUAUUCUUAUAUUAGAUCUUUAAAGAUAAUUACUAAUUCUUGGGUGUACAAAUUAUUUACUAUUUUUUUCAAUUUCAGGAUUAGAGGUAAAACAGCUAAAAAAUAUAAAUAUUGACUAAAAUGACAUGAUCAAUUAAUUAAAAUAAUAUGAUCACCUAUUAUUUGCAACGACUAUGAAUUCAUUCAUAUAUAUAUAUGAUCUAGAUAAUAUUUUAAUAAAACCAAUCAAAUUAUAGGGUCUAUAUGAAGUAAUUUAUUGUUUUAAUUACAGAAAAUUACAGACUGUUCAAUUUGGAGUAUAGAUAUUUGUCAAUAAUAUUUGGCAGUAGGUUCCAAUUCUCAUAUUAUCUCUUUAUGGUCUAGAAAAGUAUUGGGUUUUGAUAAACCUGAUCAUAAAUAUUUGGAUGAUCGUGAAAUCAGAGUUAAAUUUACUAAACAAGAUUUAAUGAGGGCAGACAUAGAAUUUCCAAUUAGAUAUGUAAAAAUCUAAAAUAUUUUUUUAGAGUAUCUAAAAUCAUAAACACAAUAUACCAUGUGUAUCUUUUUCACCUUGUUGUUAAUUUUUAGCUUCUGGUAGUAUUGAUGGAGGCUUAAGAAUUUACUUAGUUGAAAAUGGAACUCAAUUAUAUUCAAUUAUGUUUUCUGAAUGGGUUUGGUGUAUUACUUGGAUUUAAUUAAAUGAAUUAUCUACAACAAAUUAAUGUUCUGAAAUUGAUUUAAUUCUCUAGUAUAAUUUAAUUGCAGGAUUCAAAGAUUAAAUUAAAAUAUGUCAAAUUAUCAAUUAAAAUUUAAAAGUUAUAAAUGAUGAUUUCUAUAUAAAUACUUCUCUACAAGGAUAAAGAUUUUAAAAGCUUUAAUACCUAAAAGAAUUAAAUAUAUUAUUUGCAUGUAUUAUUACUAUUUAUUAAUUUAGUUCCAUAGCAUGAUAAACAAUUUUGUUUAAUGGAAAUUUAUAAUUUAAAUCAAAUUAUCAAGGAUUAAGAUCAUACAAUUAAAUUAACUGCAGAAAACUUAAUAUCAGCAGAUACAUAAUAAAUAGAAAAUAGUUUUGAUGCUAUAAUUGCAGUUUUAACUUGGCAAAAAAAUAUUAAGCUUUAUAGAAUUAGAGUAUGA